AUGACAUCAGUAUCGCCCUCGCCACCUGCCAGUCGAUCGGGCUCGAUGUGCUCUGACUCGUCGUCGUCCCUGCAGACUGAGAAACUGGCACACAUUAUGAGUCUUAGCACCGAUAAUGAACUUCUUGGGCGCAUCACCAAGCGAUUGAGUAGAUCUAGGAGAAUUGCUUGCUUGACUGGGGCAGGAAUUUCGUGUAAUGCAGGAAUUCCCGACUUUCGCUCCUCUGAUGGACUAUAUGAUCUAGUGAAAAGGGACUCUUCGCAAUAUUGGUCCAUCAAGUCUGGUAGGGAAAUGUUUGAUAUUUCCCUAUUUAGAGACGAUUUCAAGAUCUCCAUUUUUGCCAAAUUUAUGGAGAAGUUAUACUCGAACGUUCAGAUGGCCAAACCGACCAAGACUCACAAGUUCAUCGCGCACUUGAAAGAUAGAAACAAACUGCUGCGCUGUUACACGCAAAACAUCGAUGGGCUAGAGGAAAGCAUAGGGCUUACUAUGUCGAAUAGGAGGUGUCUGUCGCUUAGCUCAUUCAGUUCGCAUUGGAAAAAUCUGGACGUUAUCCAGUUGCAUGGCGACUUGAAAACUCUUUCAUGCACAAAGUGUUUCCAGACUUUCUCCUGGAGCAGGUACUGGUCUCGCUGUUUAAGAAGAGGUGAGUUACCAUUGUGUCCACAUUGUGAGGCGCUUAUCAAUAAAAGAAUGAACGAAGGGAAGCGAACACUCGGAUCCAACGUGGGCGUUUUGAGACCGAAUAUUGUUCUUUAUGGUGAAAACCACCCGUCCUGCGAAAUUAUUACACAAGGUCUAAACCUUGAUAUAAUCAGAGGAAACCCUGAUCUUUUGAUUAUUAUGGGUACCAGUUUGAAGGUUGAUGGUGUGAAACAAUUAGUAAAAAAAUUAAGCAAGAGAAUUCACGACCGUGGGGGGUUGAUUAUCCUCGUAAACAAGACUUUCAUUGGCGACUCUUCUUGGCAUGGCAUCAUAGACUACCAAAUCCAUUCAGAUUGUGAUAAUUGGGUCACGUUUCUCGAAUCCCAAAUACCAGAUUUCUUCAAGACGCAAGACCAGAUCAAGAAAUUAAGACAAUUGAAAAGAGAGGCAAGCGACCUAAGGAAGCAAAUGAAGGCUCAAAAGGAAUCGAUCAGCACACCUCCAACAACUCCUUUAAGAAGCCCCCAGCACACCAGUGCCCAAGGAAACACCGAGUUGAACGUGAAGAUAAAAUCAUUAAAUGGAGUCAAGAGAAAAAUACUGUCACCGGAAAACUCUAGUGAGGAAGACGAAGAGGAACAUGUCGGUACGAGCAAACGCGCCAAGAUACGACCAACUUUCGAUGACACACAAGCAUCAUAA
Saccharomyces mikatae IFO 1815 is the source of this 1347-nucleotide messenger RNA. RefSeq names its product NAD-dependent histone deacetylase HST3 (gene HST3). The transcript has a single exon. Gene Ontology annotation, molecular function: NAD+ binding. Bases 1 to 1347 code for a protein of 448 amino acids. The record is from RefSeq and is a predicted model, not a curated record. Lineage: Eukaryota; Fungi; Ascomycota; Saccharomycetes; Saccharomycetales; Saccharomycetaceae.